CUUAGCUUCAAGCCUUUCAACAACGAGCUGUAUAUCUUCAGAAACAAGAAGACUAGAGUUCUUUUGAUCCUCUACAUCAACAACAUGCUGAUAGCUAGCCUCAUACUCUCAGAUAUCAACAAGAUUGCUGCUGCUAUUAGCAAGCGAUUUAAUCUCAAGCAUUUGGGAGAUCCAAAGAAGUUUCUAAGCUUCAACAUU
Cryphonectria parasitica EP155 is the source of this 198-nucleotide messenger RNA. RefSeq lists its product as uncharacterized. The transcript has a single exon. The record is from RefSeq and is a predicted model, not a curated record. NCBI's taxonomy places the organism in Eukaryota, Fungi, Ascomycota, Sordariomycetes, Diaporthales, Cryphonectriaceae. The annotation marks the transcript as partial.